UUUUCCAGAGGUCGACGCUCAGUUGAGACUUGUGCGUACAGGCCUGAGAGACUUUUAUCACCAAAAGUUAUCGCUGUUCGAACAUUUUAUCCAGAUCUAUUGCUGUGGUAUCGCAGUUUCACCGGCGGUUCAGCGGACAACUCGUCGUCCAGCAGGAAAAAGCGCCAACUUCUGCUGCACCGUCUGAAUUGUCAAACACUCUGUAAACGGCUCGAAGACUGGAUGUUUAGGGAGAUAUAUCAGACUUCAAUCUGGAAUGACUCGUUCAGUUAGGUGCGCUGUUGCGUCUCAGUAGAAAACAGAAAUCAGCCUCCAGGUAGCGGGGAAAGAUGCCGGGUCUGCAGGGGGAGAACGUGGUGGCGGCGGUGGGGAGCCCCGUGAAGAAAAGCAAACUCUCUCUGAAGUUCUUCCAGAAGAAAGAAACCAAACGAGCCCUGGAUUUCUCUGAAACUCAGGCAGAUGAGCCCAAAACAGCUGAACCAGAGGAGCCUGAGCAAAGCGGCUGUGAUCAGGUGGUCCCUGGUCCGUCUCCAUGUCCAGCUUCUCCGGGCCUCCUUCUGCCAUGUGAGAAGAGCGAAAACUUGGUACCCUUUGUGGGCCUCAACAACCUGGGAAACACCUGUUAUUUGAACAGUAUCUUACAGGUUCUGUAUUACUGCCCAGGCUUCAGAGAAGGAGUCAAGAAGCUGUACAACCUGUCGAAAAGAAAAGACAAACCAAAGGAAGAAGCAGAUAAAAGUGAAGAGCAGUCAGAAAGUGUGUCCGAAGCUCUGCCAGCUCACAUCGAGCUCCUGGGGAGCUUCAACAGUCUGAUACUUUCAGUGGAGCAGCUGCAGUCCAGCUUCCUGCUCGGUCCAGACAGUUUCAGUGAAGGAGAGCUGGCUACACCGCCUCGUAAAUUACUCCACACCCUCAGGCAGCUGAACCCCAUGUAUGAAGGCUAUCUUCAGCAUGAUGCUCAGGAGGUUCUGCAAUGCAUCCUGGGAUACAUCCAGGAGGCCUGUGACACCAUCAGGAAGGAGCAGCAGCUGGAAGAGGAGGAUGACGAUGUGACAGAGGUCAAAGUGGAAAACGGUGUCAGUUUGGCCUCCAGCAGCUCUGCGACAGAAUCCAAACCUCCCACAGAAGAGGACGGCCAAGUCAGGGGCAAGAGAAAGAGCGACACCGAGGUGGGAAAUGCCAAGAAGAAGCCAAAAUCUGCAAAGUCAAAGAAAUCUGACACCGUGGAGGACAACAGUAUCAAUGUACCCUUCACUCGCUCUAAAAGAAAGUCCUCCAGUGACAUCACCAUGGACAGCACCCACAGUAAAGACGGAGAGGUCAAGGCGGAGGAGGAGGCGGCGACCAAACUGAACCGGGAAGGAGGAAGUGGCGAAGAGGCGAAAGAUGGAAAAGCAUCGAAAGAGACGGAUGGGAAGAGGAAAAAGAGAGCCAAGCUGGGCUGGCUGAGGCCGUCGGGGAAACAGCCGAGUAUCUUCUCUAAGUUUCGCAGCGUGGGGAAGCUCAGCUCCACGACUGUGAAGAACCAAAGUAAAGCAGAGGAGGAACAAGGAGUGACGGAUGACCAGAAGAAAAGUCCAGAGCUGCCACCUCAAAACACAGCUGAAGAUAAGAAGGCAGUAAAGCAUCAAGAGGGCCUGGGCUUGAUGGAGCGCUUGUUUCAGGGCCGGCUGGUUCUGAGGACUCGAUGUUUGGAGUGUGAGAGCUUCACAGAGCGGAGAGAAGACUUCCAGGACAUCAGUGUCCCAGUGCUCGAUGAUCAACCCAGCAGCCCCGAUGACCUCUCUGAGGUCUCUCCAGACCCCAAACCAGAGCUGAAGACUCUGAAAUGGGCCAUUGCUCAGUUUGCGUCAGUGGAGCGCAUCGUCGGGGAGGACAAAUACUUCUGUGAGACCUGCCAUCAUUACACAGAGGCUGAGAGAAGUCUGCUGUUUGACAAAACUCCUGAAGUCAUCACCAUUCACCUGAAGCGCUUCUCUGCCAACGGCUUAGAGUUGGACCCAUACGCAGGUCUGUCUAAGGUGAACACUCCCUUGCAGACCCCUCUCACCUUGUCUCUGGAGGAGUGGUGCACUCGGCCCUCGGCCACUAAAGGUCAACACUACCAGCUCUUCGCUGUGGUCAUGCACAGCGGCGUCACCAUCAGCAGUGGCCACUACACCGCCUACGUCCGCAUGUCUGAUCUGAAAAAUGUUAAGCUCGGGUCACGGGACAGAAAAGAGUCAGGAGAGGAAGAAGAAGAAAAGGAAAGUAAAGAGGGAGCACAGAUCAAAGACGAAGUGCUGGACUAUGAUGAUGGAGAGGUAUCCUUCAACCUGAACGCGAGGGGACAGAGGCGUGCCAGUUUGGCUAAAUCAGGGAGCAAAAAGCUGUCAGAGGGUGGAGUUGGACUCUUGGGAGGCCAGAGGAGUUUGUCCAGUUAUGAGCUUGGGAGCAACAGCAGCAAACACACAGAGAAAGCAACAGAGGGAUCCAAAAGGAGAAAAACCAUCAACAGCACCAGCCAGAACACUGAAGCUGGACUUAAAAAGGAGCCUGAGGCGGCGGAGGAGGCAUCAGUGACUCCCUGUGGUGGAGAGGAGGCCACAGAGCAGCAGGCUUUGAACAACCUCCUGGAAUACGAGGGCAAAUGGCUGCUGUUUGAUGACUCUGAAGUGCGUCUGUUCGAGGAGGAGGAUUUCCUUCGAGCCUGCUCGCCUGAGACGUGCUCGUCCUCCACACCGUACCUGCUGUUUUACAGAAGGAUGCCUGAACCGGGAUGCUGAAAUAAACACUGUCUUGCAGCUGAGCCCCCCAGACUAAAGACAGAUGUAUUUUUGCAAUACUAUGAAUUGUGCCAAAAAUACUGUGGCUGCCAUAUUAACACUGAGAUCACUUUUCAGUGCAGAAGAACCUGCACUUGGAACAGGCUCUUCUCUCUGUGGGACCAAGGCCAUUUACUCCUUCAUGUACUCACAUAUGCAGGUACUCGGUUCAAAGUCAUAUUUUAGAAAUAUCACAAAUGAGGAUUGGAUUUUCUGAAUGCCAGGGAUGACUAAACCUUUCUUCCUGUACACAGUCUUUUUACUGUCUGUACUGUACUUCAGUUUCUUUGACACUGGCUUUACUGCUCUGUCAAUGUCUAUAUCACAUUCUAUGCUUUCUGUUUUUGACUUUUGGACUAAAAUCAAAAUGCAAAUUAGUCUUUUUUUUUCCAGACUGACUAUUCUGUUCCUUUACUGGGGACUUAAAGUGCUGUAAGUUAGAUUUUUUUUUUCUCUUUUUUUUUUUUUUUUUUCCAGAAAAGCCUUUACCUGCCUCUGAAAGGUUUUCCUGUGAACUGGUCCCUUAUGUAGGGGUUUUACAUACAAACAUGUACAUAUUUUGUAUAUCUAAAGGCCUAUCUAUGCUGGUAAACCUAGAGUUUGGGACACUUGCAAGUAGCAGCGUAUAUUUACAUAAAACACAGUUUAGUAACGACAGAGCUUCUGAAUAUUUUGUUAGCUUUUGCAGCGUGCAGUUUAUCACUCAGCUGAGAUAUCACAAUAUUUAAGGUGCCAAUUUAUGGUGCAUGAUGAUUAAAAAUCAUUUUCUGGAGUAAGCUACUGGGUUUUUAUCGGAUCCAUUUUGGGAGGUUGUAAAGAACUGAUUUGAUAUUAAAUUAAGUGUAGAUAACAAGUAACAUUUGAAUGUGCAAAUCAGGAUUAGAAAUUUGGAUCUGUCAUUUCAAGCUUCUUACUUCGGUCGUACAUAUAACUUCAGCCGUAGUUUUAGUUUUAUGCUGUGAGGAUGAAGAGGAAGGGUAGAGGGGUAGGAGGAGACGGAAAGCUGUGACCAGUGAGACCCGGCGCCCACCUCCAGCUGUGUUUCAUUAAAGACUAAACUGUUAAGAAUUGAAAGUGCACAGGGACACAUUUGAGGCUUCAACAAGUUUAAAAAUCAACACAGACUCUCAAGUUCUUUGGAAAUUUGCAGUUUUAACAGCUGCAUACAGCCAGUUUUCACUGUUUAUAUACAGAGAUCAGCCACAACAAUAAACCCACUAGAUGGGUGAAAUGAAGAAUAUUGAUUGCAUUUGUACACUAAAAUGAUCUGCUGGGAAACCUUAGAACUGGCAUUGUGUUGUAGACAGAUAUCCAUGGCCUCCUGCCUCACCAAAAAACUGGUGUGGACCAGCUCAAGGAACACGACAAAGAGCUAAAAGCAGUGACCCAGUCUGAUAGAGUAGCUAUGAGAUGUUCUAGAACAAGCCAGGUUCAUGGAGGCUCCACUCCCAACACCCAAAGGACCCACUGCUGAUGUCCCAGUACCCCUACAGGUCUAGUGUCUAUGUUCUGAUGGGUCAGAGCUGUGGUUUUAAUGUUGUAGCUGAUGGGUGAGUAGCAGCACAAACUUUUGGCUUGUCGGUGUCUGGCUCCUUAUAAAGAUGGUUAAUCUUUUAUCUCAAAUGAACUAAACUUGAUGAAACCCUGAUGAUUUUCUCCUCAAUGUUACAACCUGCAGACAAAUUAGAAUCAGUGUUUGCAGUCAGAACAUAAAGGAAGUGUCCCUGUGCAUGCUCAAAAAAAUAAACCUCACUAACCAAGGAUUGAAUCCAUUGCACUAGUUCACUGACUCUCUUGUAAAAUAUUACACUGAUUUAUGUGUAAACAAAUACAGUCAUUAACAAUUACAAUAGUAAUACUCAGUAAUGGUGUUUAAACUCACUAAAGGUGACAUUGUUCAUCUCAGGUCCUACCAGGGUAUCAGGGAUAAUUUAGAUGUGUUCUUGAGUCAUUCAAGUGAAUCUCAGUUCGUUCACGAGAAAUGACUGGUACCUGUGGGAGAUUUCCAAGAUGAGUAUUUAAAUGUACCUACUUGCAGAGUUGGUGUAAUAAAACAAAUGCAGUCCUGUUACAAGCGUCCUUUAACCUGUGCCCCAUUCCAGCUGUAAUUUAUGUUCAAGUUGGAAAGUUCAUAAUAUAAGCAAUAAAGUUUUUACCUUCACAUCUUC
Molecule: messenger RNA, 4972 nt
Organism: Acanthochromis polyacanthus (spiny chromis)
Lineage: Eukaryota; Metazoa; Chordata; Actinopteri; Pomacentridae
Gene: usp1
Product: ubiquitin specific peptidase 1
Exons: 9
Coding region: 330-2765 (811 amino acids)
Biological process (GO): protein deubiquitination
Cellular component (GO): cytosol; nucleus
Molecular function (GO): cysteine-type deubiquitinase activity; cysteine-type endopeptidase activity
Source: RefSeq, a predicted model, not a curated record